GGGGAUGGUGAUUGGUGCGGGCAUCGCCAUAGUCCUCAUCGCCAUCCUCAUCUUCUUCAUUUUGCGAAGGAUCAAACUUCGAAACCUAGAAGCUCAGGAGGCACCGAAAUACCGUUUUCGCAAAAGGGACAAAGUCAUGUUCUAUGGACGAAAGAUCAUGCGUAAAGUAUCCCAGUCUACCUCUUCCCUGGUGGGUACGUCAUCCUCCUCUCGUCCACGCCUAAAGAAGAAGCAGAAGAUGCUUAACAUUGCCAAAAAAAUCCUGCGCUUUAAGAAGGAGGUGCCCACCCUUCAGGCAAAGGAGCCCCCUCCCUCAGUGCUUGAGGCAGACCUCACCGAAUUUGAUGUGGCCAACUCCCACCUCCCCUCUGAGGUGCUCUACAUGCUCAAAAAUGUCCGUGUGCUGGGUCACUUUGAGAAGCCCCUCUUCCUGGAGCUGUGCAAACACAUGGUGUUUCUGCAGUUCCAACAAGGGGAGUACGUCUUCAGGCCGGGCCAACCUGACAGCAGCAUCUAUGUGGUUCAGGAUGGAAAAUUAGAACUGUGCCUUACUGAAACGGAUGGCAAAGAAAGUGUGGUGAAGGAGGUUUACCCAGGAGACAGUGUGCACAGCCUCCUCAGCAUCCUGGAUGUCAUCACAGGCCACCAGAGGCCUUACAGAACGGUGUCGGCACGGGCUGCAGAGGUUUCCACUGUUCUCCGUUUACCUGUAGAGGCCUUCCUUUCUAUAUUUGAGAAGUACCCUGAGAGCCUGGUGCGAGUAGUACAGAUUAUCAUGGUUCGUCUACAAAGGGUAACAGUCCUAGCCCUGCAUAAUUAUCUGGGGCUCACCAAUGAGCUCUUCAGUCAUGAAAUGCAACCCUCACGCGUGCCACCUCAGUCACCGCACCCUACUCGCACUAGUCCCAUCCGCCACGGCAAGCGGUUUGGCAGCCUGACGGUGCCCGAGGAGUAUCGGGAAGCUGCCGUUAAGGGUGAAGUUACAGGAGAACAGGGGAAGGAUGGAGCAACGGUUCCAACUCUCAGCAGGACCAUCUCCAUGCCUGUAGACAUAUCUGCACCGCCAGAGCGGCUAGCCCGUCCAUUCAUCUUGGAGGGGAGCAGACCGAUGGGGAACAUGGCCCAUAUCUCCGUUUCCUCCCCCAGCGCCUCACUCCAGCCCCGCAGUCCUACAUCUCCUGUCACACCACCUCGCAUCCCCGUGGAAAAUCCCCGGCAGCUCACCACAAGGAGCUCAGAAGGAUUGCUGACUGUUUACUAUGUUGCUGAGUUCCAGAAGAAAAGACCGCUGAGCUGA
Monopterus albus (swamp eel) is the source of this 1297-nucleotide messenger RNA. RefSeq names its product neuropathy target esterase-like. Bases 5 to 1297 code for a protein of 430 amino acids. The transcript is spliced from 13 exons. Gene Ontology annotation, cellular component: endoplasmic reticulum. The record is from RefSeq and is a predicted model, not a curated record. NCBI's taxonomy places the organism in Eukaryota, Metazoa, Chordata, Actinopteri, Synbranchiformes, Synbranchidae. Gene Ontology annotation, molecular function: phosphatidylcholine lysophospholipase A1 activity.